This is a messenger RNA of Prinia subflava (tawny-flanked prinia), 666 nucleotides long. Its product is annotated as gastrokine-1-like. The coding region runs from base 1 to 666 and encodes 221 amino acids. The transcript is spliced from 5 exons. Gene Ontology annotation, biological process: regulation of cell population proliferation. NCBI's taxonomy places the organism in Eukaryota, Metazoa, Chordata, Aves, Passeriformes, Cisticolidae. The record is from RefSeq and is a predicted model, not a curated record.
AUGGCAGCCAAGGUCUUAGGCAUAAGCUCACAGGGUUUUGUUUCUUCCUUUCUUGUUUUCCAAGGAGUCCAAGUGAACCUGGGAUCAUGCAUUACCCUCAAUGUCCUGAGAGUCGUGGAUCUGAAGUACUGCAGUGGCAAUGGCAAUGGACAAUCUCAGCAGAUUCCCGGCGACAUCGGCAACCACACGUCACAGCAGGUCAUCAUUGCUGGCCAGUCCCAAAUUGUGACCAUCAACAGGCAAUGGCAGGUGGCAAUCAUUGAGAAAACCACCGGCAGCGGGUCCUGGAAAACCAUCUGGAACUACAACACGGGUGUCAUUGCAACCAGAGUCACGCAACAGAACGCCUGCUACAUUUCCAUCAUGAACAGAAAUGAGAUGCCCAGCUUCAAUAAUCUGGCCCGCCUGGCACAGGAGAGCAGGGUAAGACUCCCAAGGAGAGAGCCUACCAAGAAGAUCACCUUUGUUGCCAAUGGACUGGUCAACAACCUCAGUUCUUACGGAGCAGACAUCUUCUCUAUGUGCAGUGGACUCACCACCUACAUGGCUUACGAAGUUCACGGAGUCCAAGUGAACCUGGGAUCAUGCAUUACCCUCAAUGUCCUGAGAGUCGUGGAUCUGAAGUACUGCAGUGGCAAUGGCAAUGGACAAGUAAGAAAAGCUUAG